Molecule: messenger RNA, 3632 nt
Organism: Vitis vinifera (wine grape)
Lineage: Eukaryota; Viridiplantae; Streptophyta; Magnoliopsida; Vitales; Vitaceae
Product: ethylene receptor 2
Exons: 3
Coding region: 887-3181 (764 amino acids)
Biological process (GO): phosphorelay signal transduction system; response to ethylene
Cellular component (GO): endoplasmic reticulum; endoplasmic reticulum membrane
Molecular function (GO): ethylene receptor activity; protein binding; ethylene binding
Source: RefSeq, a predicted model, not a curated record
AAGAAAGAAACGUCUGAGAAAGAGAAAUAAAACAAUCUUUUUGGGGGUGACGAAGACGUUUAUAUCAAAAGUGCGUCUAAGUUCUCUUCAUGUAGAGGCCCUGGGCCCCACUUCUCUCCUCUUUCUCUCUCUCUCAUUGUCUUUCUCCUUCCUUUUUAUUCAUUCUUCCUCUCCUAUCAAACAACGGCGCGGACAAACCUUCCUUUCUCUCUCUCCCUCCCUCUCUCUCUCUCUAAGACAUCUCUACAUCUUCCUUUCUCUCUCUCCCAAAACCUUGUUUCAAAUUUUGAAACCAUACCCACAUAGAGAGAGGAGAGCCAAAAGGGUGAUGAAACAGAGGAGUUUUGUGGGAAGUUGAAGGCUUGGAAAACGAAUAAUCGGGUUUCUGGCGUUUUCAGCUGCAGUGCAUCUGCGGUUCACACGGCGCGAGGUGCCCGGUUCUUUAUAAACCGGGUUCUCUUUGCUGGUUUUUUUAUCGUUGAAUCUGUUCUUUUUUCCUUUUCUUUUUUUUUUUUUGGUUUCUUGGGAUUUGGUUCUCUCUUUGCAUGGAGGACAAGGGGGGUUGCACCUGUAGGAGUGGUGGGAGCUGUUGACGUUGUUGAUAUAAAUGGGGCGUUGAGAUUUGGUGGGUGUGGUUGUUCUGAGAGGUGGGGAGGUUGGAUAAGAGGGUGAUGGUGAAAUCUCUAGAACAGCAUCUCUGUCUUGUUUUUUCUUUGCAUGUGAAGAUCUGAGGGUGGGUCUGGUUUGGAAUCCGGUGUGGUUUUCCAGGAAAUGAAUAUUGAAGCUUGGGGUUGUAAGGUUUUAAUCGUCAUUUCUGGGCUACAAGGGCUUUGAAAAAUUGGAACUUUGCCCCUAAAUGGACUGAAGAAACAGUCCUUUGGAUGCAAUGUUAAAAAGAUUAGCUCCUGGGCUGUUGAUUUCUUCUCUCCUGAUAUCCGCGUCUGCGGUUGACAAUAGCUUCCCCAGGUGUAAUUGUGAAGAUGAGGGCUUUUGGAGCGUGGAGAACAUUUUAGAGUGCCAAAAAGUGAGCGAUUUCCUGAUUGCGGUGGCCUAUUUCUCGAUCCCCAUUGAGCUGCUUUACUUUGUCAGCUGCUCCAACGUCCCCUUCAAAUGGGUCCUCUUUCAGUUCAUUGCCUUCAUUGUUCUAUGUGGGCUCACUCAUUUGCUCAAUGGCUGGACUUAUGGUCCGCACCCCUUUCAAUUAAUGCUCGCCCUCACCAUUUUCAAAUUUCUUACUGCCCUGGUCUCCUGUGCCACUGCAAUCACACUCAUCACUCUCAUCCCUUUGCUUCUCAAAGUGAAGGUAAGAGAGUUCAUGUUGAAGAAGAAGACUUGGGAUCUUGGUCGAGAAGUAGGAAUUAUAAAGAAAAAGAAGGAAGCUGGCUUGCAUGUCCGGAUGCUUACUCACGAGAUUCGCAAGUCACUUGAUCGGCACACAAUUUUGCAUACAACUUUGGUUGAGUUAUCCAACACAUUGGAUUUGCAGAACUGUGCUGUUUGGAUGCCUAAUGAGAAUAAAACAGAGAUGAACCUAACCCAUGAGUUGAAAGGGCGGAAUUUCUACAAUUUCUCAAUCCCAAUUAAUGACCCUGUUGUUGCAAUGAUUAAGAGGAGUGACGAAGUGCAUACACUUAGGACGGACUCGGCCCUAGCUACUGCAAGCAGUGGAACUUCUGGUGAACCAGGACCUGUGGCUGCAAUUCGGAUGCCAAUGCUUCGGGUUUCCAACUUUAAAGGGGGGACUCCUGAGCUGGUCCAGGCUUGUUAUUCAAUAUUAGUUUUGGUACUUAAGAGUGGACAGGCUAGAUCCUGGACCAGCCAAGAGCUUGACAUAGUUAAGGUGGUUGCUGAUCAGGUCGCUGUGGCUGUGUCCCAUGCUGCCGUUCUUGAAGAGUCCCAGCUCAUGAGAGACCAGUUGGCAGAGCAAAACCGUGCAUUGCAACAGGCAAAGAGGAAUGCAAUGAUGGCAAGCCAAGCAAGGAACUCAUUUCAGAAGGUGAUGAGUGAUGGGAUGAGGAGGCCAAUGCACUCAAUCUCAGGUUUGCUUUCAAUGAUGCAGGAUGAGAAAUUGAAUAGUGAGCAGCGGCUCAUCAUUGAUGCAAUGGCAAAGACCAGCAAUGUCCUCUCUACCUUGAUAAAUGAUGUAAUGGAAAUCUCAACAAAGGAUACUGGGAGAUUCCAGUUAGAUGUGAGAUCUUUCCGGUUACAUUCCAUGAUAAAGGAAGCAGCUUGCCUAGCCAAAUGCCUAUGUGUUUAUAGGGGUUUUGGUUUUGCAAUUGAGGUUGAGAAGUCCUUGCCUGAUCAUGUCAUUGGUGAAGAAAGAAGGGUCUUUCAGGUGAUUCUGCAUAUGGUUGGAAACCUGUUGAAUGGCACCAAUGGAGGAGGGUCAGUGACAUUUCGGGUGUUAUCAGAGACUGGAAGUCAAGGAAGGCAUGAUCAGAGAUGGGCAACCUGGAAAUCAAAUUCAUCUGAUGGGUAUGUUUAUAUCAAGUUUGAAAUUGGGAUUAACAAUGCUGAUCAGUCCGAGGGCUCGAUUUCAACUGGCUCAAUUUCAACUGUACAGCUUGGUGGUGGAAGACAAACCAGUGACCAAAUUGAUGAGGGACUGAGUUUCACCAUGUGCAGAAGGCUAGCUCAGUUGAUGCAAGGGAACAUCUGGUUAGUCCCAAACCCUCAGGGAUUUGCCAAAAGCAUGGCUCUCGUUCUUCGCUUUCAACUUCAACCAUCCAUUGGAAUCAACAUUUCUGAACCAGGAGAAUCUUCAGAGCACCCACAUUCCAACUCUCUUUUCAGGGGCCUCCAAGUUCUAUUAGCUGAUGAUGAUGACACUAAUAGGGCUGUGACCAGGAAGCUUCUUGAGAAGCUUGGUUGCAUCGUUUCUGUUGUUUCAUCUGGAUUUGAAUGCCUUGGUGCCCUUGGCCCAGCUGCAUCCUCUUUCCAAAUUGUUCUUUUGGAUCUUCAUAUGCCCGAGUUGGAUGGUUUUGAAGUUGCAAUGAGAAUUCGGAAGUUCAGGAGCCGCAGCUGGCCAUUGAUUGUUGCCUUGACAGCAAGUGCUGAUGAAGAUGUAUGGGAAAGAUGCUUGGAGAUAGGAAUGAAUGGUAUAAUUCGAAAACCAGUUCUGCUGGAUGGAAUUGCUGAGGAGCUUCGAAGAGUCUUGCUGCAGGCAAACAAUGUUGUGUGAUGAUAGAGAUGGUAAGUCACAGAAGCCAUGAUUCUUCUAAAUGGUUUUGAGGGUCUUGAUAGAAUAAGCAAACAGCGCUUUUGGCCCUCCAAUCCCACAUCCAGCUUGCGGCAUAGAGAUGUUACACAAACAACAUUCACAGUAAAAGAAAAUGGUAUACAAAUUAGCUCCUUCAUUCUUCCUUUGUGUUUUAAGGCUUUGUUAUAAUGUCAUAGAUAGUUUUAAGAUCUAUUCCCUGGUAAUCCAAACAACUCAACAACAUCUUCAUUAAAAAGACAACAUGACUGAAACUAUAGGAACUCCAUGCAGAUCUCUGAUACAAGUGGUUAAGCAGUUUGGACUUUGGAGACAAACUUUGAAACUACUUGAGAAGAGCUGCAACUUUGUGAUGAAAAAGGUAGUUUGUUGAGAACCAUCUGAAAAUGAAUAUAUAGUUUACAAUUAAUGUAAA